AUGGUCAUGGCCUCGGCUAUUGCUGCUGCUACAUUUGUGUGUUCACCAGCAUCAGCUCCCAGAGGCACAAAAUCAGCCAUAUACAACCCGUCUUCUUCGCUGAUAUCACGCCCCCAAAACCCAAAAUUUCAACCUUGUUCUGUGUUUCCUCCACUGGGUCUCAGUCCUUUCUCACCAUGGAGCGGCUUGAAGCAUCUGGGUAUCUCAUUCACGCCGAAAUCUUUAAAAUUAGAGAGGAAGGGAAGGCAUAAGGGUAUGGUGGUUUAUGCAUCUCUCUUUGGGGUUGGAGCUCCUGAGGCUCUGGUUAUUGGGGUAGUGGCUUUGUUGGUUUUUGGUCCCAAAGGUCUUGCUGAGGUUGCUCGGAAUUUAGGAAAGACUUUGCGUGCUUUUCAACCCACCAUUAGAGAACUUCAGGACGUUUCUAGGGAAUUCAAGAGCACCCUUGAAAAGGAGAUUGGUCUCGAUGACAUUUCACCUUCAGCAAUAGACACAUACAAUGCCAACAAAAUGGCCACUACUUCAACCCCUUCAUCAGCUGCCACGGCUGCAACCCCUUCAUCAGAUGCCACUACUUCAACCCCUUCAUCAGAUGCCACUACUCCAACCCCUUCAUCAGCUGCCACGGCUGCAACCCCUUCAUCGGAUGCCACUACUUCAACCCCUUCAUCAGAUGCCACUACUUCAACCCCUUCAUCAGCUGCCACGACUGGAGAUGCAGAAACCACGGCUGAACCAAAUGGGGCUCCGUCACCAAGCAGAGCAUACACCAGCGAAGAGUACCUAAAAAUCACAGAGGAGCAGCUAAAAGCAGCUGCUGCCCAAAAUCAGUGUCCGACAUCUACUCCAGUGGAAAGUCAACUUGAACCUCAAACUCCAUCUCAAGCUACCGUUGAAGAAACUGCUGCUAGAACUCCUCCGACUCAACAACCUCAAAGUGAGGCAUAA
Molecule: messenger RNA, 945 nt
Organism: Prunus armeniaca (apricot)
Lineage: Eukaryota; Viridiplantae; Streptophyta; Magnoliopsida; Rosales; Rosaceae
Source: the annotation of a GenBank genome assembly